Messenger RNA from Rhinolophus ferrumequinum (greater horseshoe bat), 1394 nucleotides. It is a transcript of the gene UBFD1, whose product is annotated as ubiquitin family domain containing 1. Gene Ontology annotation, molecular function: cadherin binding; RNA binding. Bases 226 to 1155 code for a protein of 309 amino acids. The record is from RefSeq and is a predicted model, not a curated record. The transcript has 7 exons. NCBI's taxonomy places the organism in Eukaryota, Metazoa, Chordata, Mammalia, Chiroptera, Rhinolophidae.
GCCCGUCCAGCGGGCGAUUCCCGGGGCCCGCCCCCCUCGGCCGCGGAAAGCUAAAGCGUGGCAGGGGCCGGGCUGGGGAAGCGGAGGAGGCGGGUCUCCAUAGAAACCUUCACCUGUUUCCGGCCAGGCCGGGCGAGAUUAGGGGCUGCUGCGGGGGCCAAUCUCCGCCAGCUCGCCUUUUCCCGGCGGCCUCUGCGGGCUCGGUGGGUGUUGUACACAAUCAUCAUGGCGGCGGCCGGGGCCCCGGAUGGCGUGGAGGAGCCUGGCAUGGACACCGAGGCCGAGACCGUGGCGAGCGAGGCGCCCGCGCGGCCCCUCAACUGCGUGGAGGCCGAAGCCGCGGCGGGGGCGGCGGCCCAGGACCCCUGCGCCGCGCGGGGCAGCCUGCAGCCGGCCCCGGCCCAGCCCCCUGGGGACCCCGCCGCCCAGGCCUCGGUCAGCAACGGCGAGGACGCGGGCGGCGGCGCGGGCAGGGAGCUGGUGGACCUGAAAAUCAUCUGGAACAAGACUAAGCACGACGUGAAGUUCCCCCUGGACAGCACAGGCUCCGAGCUGAAGCAGAAGAUUCACGCGAUCACAGGUCUCCCGCCUGCCAUGCAGAAAGUCAUGUACAAGGGACUCGUCCCUGAGGAUAAGACGUUGAGGGAAAUAAAAGUGACCAGCGGAGCCAAGAUCAUGGUGGUGGGCUCCACGAUCAAUGAUGUUUUAGCAGUAAACACGCCCAAAGAUGCCGCCCAGCAGGACGCGAAGGCGGAAGAAAACAAGAAGGAGCCGUUGUGCAGGCAGAAACAACACAGGAAAGUGCUGGAUAAAGGAAAGCCAGAGGACGUGAUGCCGUCUGUCAAGGGGGGCCAGGACCGCCUGCCAAAUUUCCCCUUGUCCGGCAUGUACAAUAAGUCCGGAGGAAAGGUUCGACUCACCUUCAAGCUUGAACAAGACCAACUGUGGAUCGGCACAAAAGAGCGGACCGAGAAGUUGCCCAUGGGCUCCAUCAAGAACGUGGUCAGCGAACCCAUCGAGGGACACGAGGAUUACCACAUGAUGGCGUUUCAGUUGGGCCCCACGGAAGCCUCUUACUACUGGGUGUACUGGGUCCCCACUCAGUAUGUGGAUGCAAUCAAAGACACUGUGCUGGGCAAGUGGCAGUACUUUUGAAAGCACUCUCACCUCUGGCCCAGGAGACCGACCCAAGUGAAGGACAUUGCUGGGACAGGCCUGCAGCACCCCGGAUUUCAGAGUUCUGGAACUUUGUUCAAAAAAAGUCUAUAUCCAAUCUAAGGUGAUGUGGUGACCGAAGCCAGAGGUGAUGUACUUUCACCGUUAGCUUAAUUUUAACUUAAAAUCACCGGUUCCCUUUCUCGCCGUCAGCUUCAUACCAUUUUUAAAGUCAGUAC